AUGGUCCUGUCUAGUGAUCGUUCACCCGUCCUACAUUCGAGGAUAUCUAUCCAACAAUCUGAGAUAGCGAAGCUGGCUGUCCUACAGAGCCUCCGUCGAUUGAAUCUGCAAAUUGUUACGCGGAUGAUGUGGUCACGGGGCGCAGGUUUCAUGACUGCAUUAAUAUGCGAACCUAGUCGUCAUGUAUCUGGCAUAAUUGCUGGAGAUCCUAAACCCUAUGAAGAACGCAAAAAGAUAUUACCUGCCAGUCCCAUUGGUCUCUGUUUCGAUAUGAAAGAUGGGAAUCUGAAUUCAGUCGAAGUGUGA
Messenger RNA from Adineta ricciae, 306 nucleotides. The record is from the annotation of a GenBank genome assembly. Lineage: Eukaryota; Metazoa; Rotifera; Eurotatoria; Adinetida; Adinetidae.